This is a messenger RNA of Ruditapes philippinarum (Manila clam), 2679 nucleotides long. RefSeq lists its product as uncharacterized. NCBI's taxonomy places the organism in Eukaryota, Metazoa, Mollusca, Bivalvia, Venerida, Veneridae. Bases 158 to 2518 code for a protein of 786 amino acids. The transcript is spliced from 14 exons. The record is from RefSeq and is a predicted model, not a curated record.
GCAUUUAUCCAAAAUUAUUUGGACUCCCUCUGCCUUUUCCCUAUAAGUAAACAUUUGGAAAAUCAGCGGUUGCUUUAAAUUUUCCUUUUUGAUAGAAACAUUAAGUACACGUAUUUAUAUCACAACUUAUUAAUCACUUAUAGCUCAUUCUGAAAGUAUGAGUAGUAAACGUUCAAAUAUGCGAAAUGGAAACCCAUUUGCUGUGGACCCUUUACCAAAGGCAUAUUACCAUCCCUCUCCAGAGAGGCCAUUAAAUAAGACUGAAAAAUCUAUUUCUAUAAAACCAAGUUCUAGCACAGAUGAUGCUGAAAUAAAUAAUGAAGAAGACGAUAAAAUAAGUCCAUUAGAUGAGAUGUUUUUAAGAGGUACUAACAUGUACCAAACAAAACCAAGUAGGCCAAAUGACACAGACGAUGAAGUAAACUUUGAUGAGUCAUGGCCUUGUAGCGAAAGGCCAUCAUCAGUGAGCUUGAAUGGCUAUGAAGAUGACAGUCAGUUUCAGCUUCAUGAAUAUCUGUGUCGUAUAGACAACUUGAUUGGAACGAAGCCUAACUCUGAUCCAAACAUGGAUAAAGCCUCACUGCAGGAGCGGAGAAGAAUGCCUGGAUCAGCAUCUCAGGGUACUGGAGUGACUGCAUCUCGAGAUACUGGGAAACCAUUUAAGAGUAAAAUACCUGUAAAAGAUACAGGUCAAGGUGGAAGACCUAGCGGCAUGCAACCAGAUGUUAAUACAGAAACUGAUGGAUCUGUUUUACAAAGGUAUAUAAAUAGAUUCAGGAACAGCGCCCCUAUGAGUCGAGAGGAGAGAGAAGGAAAAUCUCAACCGUCAUCUCAGGAUUUCUGGUGGUUGUCAAAUGGAGCGCCACCUACUGAGGUGCGGGAGAGAAAACGUGAAAGGAAGGAGGAGGAAAUACCCGGUCCCUCUUCUACCACACCUCUGACAACGGUCAAUCUAGAAAAAUAUAAACAACUACAGAAGCUUGCUGAGAAACAGGGUUUCUCAAACCAUAUACCGGAGUCACCAGGUGAUAAAAGAACGAUAGAUCUCCAAGAGAGAGCAGAAAAACUACUGGAGAGAAGUUCCAGUACUGUGUUAUCCACGGACCCUGCAGUAUCUACUGAAGGACUAGGCAGCAAUACGAGUGACAUGUCUAGUUUGGAGGAAUAUACAUACAGACCCAAAUUUGCCAAUUAUCUAGACAGUAAAACUGAACAACAAAAAUAUGCCAAUCCCCCACUAUUUGGUCAGAGACCCAAAUCUGAUAAUGCAGGGUACCAGCCUUCAAUGCCGGGUCAGAGAGCCCCAUCUGUAGACGAUCCUUUACAUCAAUGGAGGUUAAGGCGACGGAUGGAACUAGCACAACAGUCAACACCACAACACACUCCACAGUUUGACUUUAUCAAUAAAACAGAGCAACAGAAAAAAAUAGAUGAAAAAUUAGAAGAAUUUAAACAGAGAUUGUCUGGCCGGGUUCCGGCUCAUUCACAAUUUACUCCAGCUCCAGCAAUUCAGCACCAGGAACAAUCUUCACAGCCAGGAGAUCGGAGUAGAUUUCAUGAACCUCAAAUUGCCAGUCCCAGCCUACACCCUCCCCGACCCAUAACUGAACCUGUUGAGGAAGUAGAUCCCCAUCUUCACCUUAUGUGUGACCUUUUACCCUGUCCUCAUAGGGGUCAAAUCCAAGGAACCAAGACACAGGGAACGAGCAGUGGGUCUAGAAAUAACUUCAGAGAUAAUUUAGAUUCAAGAGAUAAUGCAUCGUCAAGUAAAAAUGAAGAAAAUGAUAAAAUGAGUGCAUAUAAACAGUAUUUAGAAGCUGAAAAACCUGAUAUUGAAAAGGCCGGACGUGAAACAGACCAUGUCAAUGAGCAUGAAGGGAAUCCUGACUGGCAGCCAGGUCUGAGGAGUAUUCAAGAAAUAGAAAAUAUGGUAAAAGACAUUGGAGCUGAAAAUUCUGAUGGUCAGGCAUCACCAAGACCUGAUAAAGAAAAUGACAAAGGGAGUCAAAAAUCAGAUAGACAAGGAAAAGCAGUAAAAGAUGGUAAAAAAUCUAGUCCAGAUAGUGAGUGUUCGCAAACAAACUCAAAGCAUUUAGUAGAAGAACAUCCCAAGAGGGAUGAGGGACAUGUAGAAGUGAAGGAUAAGAAAGAAAAAGUUUUAAAACCUAAACAUUCAAGUAGUCCUAAAAACAAGAGGAGAGGUGUCAGCGAAACAAUAGGGCAGGUUGUUAAAGAGCAUUUAUUCAGUACAUCCACCAGUACAGUGUUAUCAAGCGUUGAUAGUCUGCCACCAUCAGCUUCUGUUGAUAAGUUGCCAUGGAAACAUAAACCACCAUCACAUGACCAGUCACAUGAUCAGUGUAAUAAUAAUAAGCUUGAGCACGAUGAGGUACCAUAUGAAUCUGAUGAAGAUUUUAGUGAGGAUAAUUUACUGCAGAUGUUACGCAGACAAAGAUCUCAAUAUGAACAACAACUACAGGAGAUUGACAAUAUGCUGAUGAAACUCGAGGACAGCUGAUAUCUUUCUACUGACAACUUGCUCUUGUUGCAUUGUAUGAUAAACUGUGAUAUAAAUUAUAGUGCUUUCAAAUUAUGGACGGCUAUUUAUCAAUACAUUUAUAUUUAUAUAAAAUUAUUUAUGUACAUGUAUUUAAUAUCAUUAUGUAAUAAAAGUUCUUU